GUGUGUGUGUCCGUGCAACAGAUUACCGGAUUAACUUUGGGAUUAAACUCCUCGGUGUGUGUGUGAGUGUGUGAGAGUGUGUGUGAGUGUGAGAGUGUGUGUGAGUGGUGCCGGGGCUCGGUGGGAUCAUGGGCUCCGUGUUCGAGUGCAGGGUCCAGUUUCUGGACGAUACCGACCCGUUCAACAGCACGAGCUUCCCGGAGCCCACGCGCCCCCCGCGUUACGCCUUCAACCCGGACACGCCGCUCGUGGACCAGCUGGCCAGCGUGCACGCGCUCCUGCGCCCCCCGCACAAGUUGGACGACUGCGCCCUGCAGCUCUCUUACAAUGCAACGUAUCUGGAUCUGGAAUCUUCUCUGGCGGAACAGAGGGAUGAACUUGAGGGGUUCCAGCAGGACGACUACGGAGGGACAGGGAAGAAGCACAGCAUCAUCCUGAGAACUGAGCUGAGUGUUCGAGUUCACGCCUGUAUCGAGAAGCUGUAUAACUCCAAUGGACGAGACCUCAGAAGAGCUUUAUUCUCCCUCAAACAGAUCUUCCAGGAUGAUAAAGAUCUGGUCCACGCGUUCGUGAUGGCUGAAGGACUGACCUGUCUGAUUAAAGUCGGAGCUGAGGCUGAUCAGAACUACCAGAACUACAUCCUCAGAGCUUUAGGACAGAUCAUGAUGUAUGUGGACGGUAUGAACGGGGUCAUUGCUCAUCCUGAGACCAUCCAGUGGCUCUACAUUCUGAUUGGCUCAAAGUUUCGUCUGGUGGUUAAGACGGCGCUGAAGUUGUUGCUGGUGUUUGUUGAAUAUGCCGAGUCUAACACUGCACUGCUCCUUCAGGCCAUUAACACCGUAGAUGCUAUGAAAGGGCAGAAGCAGUGGUCCAACGCCGUGGAGAUUUUGACUGCAAAGGAUGGCGUGGAUACAGAGCUGCUGGUGUACACCAUGUCCCUCAUUAACAAGAUGUUGGCGGCGCUGCCCGAUCAGGACUCGUUCUAUGACGUGGUGGAUGUUCUGGAGGAGCAGGGUAUCGAACUCAUGACCUCACGAUACCUUUCACACAGGAGCACCGAUGCUGAACUGCUGAAGCAGAUCAACAUCUACGAGGCGACCCUUCGUCAUGAGGAUGGUGAUGAUGAGGGUCAGGCUCCGCCCGCCGGUUGCCGCGAAAACCGAAGGCCAAGCGUAGGUGGGACCAAAGCUCAGGGUUUAGAGAGGCGUUGUAGUCGCAGGCACUCGCUGGGCAGGACAGGACACGCCUACCCAGUAAACCCCGCCUCCCCUCAUGUGGCGAACGCACAAAAGAGGAGCACCGAUGCUGAACUGCUGAAGCAGAUCAACAUCUACGAGGCGACCCUUCGUCAUGAGGAUGGUGAUGAUGAGGGUCAGGCUCCGCCCGCCGGUUGCCGCGAAAACCGAAGGCCAAGCGUAGGUGGGACCAAAGCUCAGGGUUUAGAGAGGCGUUGUAGUCGCAGGCACUCGCUGGGCAGGACAGGACACGCCUACCCAGUAAACCCCGCCUCCCCUCAUGUGGCGAACGCACAAAAGAGACAGGGCAAGUCGUUCUCAGCUCUCAGUGCUCCAUCUACACCCACCAAACAGCAGCAAGGCGACAGACCCCCUGCCCUCCUGCUGUCCUCCUCGUACCGGCAGCAUCAGGAAUCUCUGGCAGCGGAACGAGAGAGAAGAAGAGUUGAGAGAGAAGAACGACUGCAGAGAAUCGAAAGAGAGGAGAGGAACCGCCACAGUCGUGAUUAUGCAGCGAACAUGGAGGAGGCCCGGAUGGCUCGGGAGGAAAGGUUUAAAACCGCCGAGCGUUUAGGUUCGGAGGAAUACGAGCGUGAACGGGUGCGUCUGGCUCCCCACGAACUCUCAGAGGUCUGUCAGUCGUCCUACAGUGAUGAGCCCGAGCCCACUUACGUCCCGUCACAAGAGGACGAAUCGGAAGAAGAUUCCCCGUUUGUCCUGGUGAGUUCGGAACCAGAACAGAAAGACGAGGAGCAGGACGAGGAAGUAGAGGAAAGCAACGCUGAACAGGAAGAGGAGGAGACUGUAGAGGAACAGGAGGAGCUCGAGAAGGAAGUGCCGGAUGCGGAAGGGGAGGACGGUGGAAUUUUGAGCGACAAGGAACGUCAGAACGAAGAAGUGAACGAGAAGGAUAACUGCUCGGCCUCCAGCAUCUCGUCAUCCAGCAGCACCCUGGAGAGAGAGACAGGUGAGACAGGUGCCAACGGUGAGCAAUGCGUUGACCUUCUGAACAGUAAACGCUUCAUGCUGGACAUGCUUUACUCACAGAAACCAUGUGAGGAAGACGAGGAAGAGGAAGCAGAGCUUGAAAAGGAAGGUGAUGCACCAGAAGAUGAGAGCAUAGAGUCAUCAGAAGUACAUGACUCUAAGACGGAGGAAAAAGCUGAGAAGAAACUGGAGGGCGGGACGGUGCGUGCCUUCGCCGAACGCUUCGGGGACCUGGUCAAAGGUCUGAGCUCUCCUUGCGUGGAAAUGCUGGAAGAACAGAAGCCCAAUCUGCUGCCCCCAGCUCCACCACCCAAGAAAGAGUCCGACCACAUUUGGGAUCAACUCAUGGCGACUCCUCGUGAGCUCCGAAUCGGUGACAUCGACUUCACCGAUCUGGUUGACGAGGACGAUCAGAACGUCCUGGAUUCAGAAGGUUUGAUCGGCUCAGGAGAUCUGGGCCCGCCCCCGGCUCCUCCACCACCACCGUGCCCCUUUAAUAUGCUUCCUCCCCCGCCACCUCCAGCCCUAGGAGCCAGGCCAGCCCCGCCUCCUCCCCUCCAGCCAGACAAACCACUUUACCAGAAGAAGAAGACCAUCCGAUUGUUCUGGAGCGAGGUGCGGCCAGAGGAGUGGAGGUUUAUGGGGAUGAGACGAGGAAACUUGUCCCUGUGGUCUAAACUGGAACCGGUUAAACUGGACACUGACAAGCUGGAGCUCCUGUUUGAGAGCAAGUCCAAGGAGAUGAAUGUAACCAAGAAAACGGCAGCCGAUGGUAAAAAGCAGGAGAUCAUUGUGCUGGACUCCAAACGCAGUAACGCCAUUAACAUCGGCCUCACGGUUCUCCCCCCUCCACGUACCAUCAAAUCAGCUAUACUGAACUUUGACGAGUACGCUCUCAACAAGGAGGGAAUCGAGAAGCUGCUCAUGAUGGUCCCUACUGAAGAGGAGAAGCAGAGGAUCCAGGAAGCUCACAUGAUGAACCCCGAUGUUCCUCUGGGCAGCGCCGAGUCCUUCCUGCUCACACUGUCCUCCAUCAGCGAACUCUCCGCCCGUCUCCAACUCUGGGCCUUUAAAAUGGACUAUGAUACCAUUGAGAAGGAAGUGGCAGAGCCGCUACAGGACCUGAAGGAGGGCAUGGAGCAGCUGGAAAAGAAUAAAACAUUCCGCUACGUCGUGUCGAUUCUGCUCUCUAUCGGCAACUUUCUCAACGGUUCGAACGUAAAAGGCUUUGAUCUGAGUUACCUGGAGAAGGUCCCUGAGGUGAAGGAUACGGUGCAUAAACAGUCGCUGCUGCACCAUGUCUCCUCCGCUGUGGUGGAGAACUUCACAGACAGUACAGAUCUCUAUUCCGAGAUAGGCGCCAUCACGCGCUCUGCCAAGGUGGACUUUGACCUGCUGCAGGAGAACCUGGCGCAGAUGGAGCGCCGCUGCAAGGCAUCGUGGGAGAACCUGAAGCUGAUCGCCAAGCAUGAGAUUAAGCCGGCACUGAAGCAGAAGAUGACUGACUUCCUGAAGGACUGCACAGGAAGGACUAUUGUUUUGAAGACUGUACAUCGACGCAUUAUCAACCGGUUUCACGCUUUCUUGGUGUUCCUCGGUCAUCCGGCGUCUGGAGUUCGUGACCUCAGCGUUCAGCGUUUCUGCAGGAUUGUUAGUGAAUUUGCGCUGGAAUAUCGAACCACAAGGGAGCGGAUCCUGCAGCAGAAACAGAAACGAGCCGACCAUCGCGAGAGAAACAAGACACGAGGGAAGAUGAUCAUGGACGUCACCGCAACGACUGAUGAUGAUGAAGACACUGAGGCAAGCACUGUAGUCGGUAGCAGCAACGUUAGCGCCCCUAGUGGAGAAAAAAUUAAAGUUCAAGGGCUGAACCAUAAGGAAGAUGCUGCCGAGCAUGAACACAUGAAGGCAGUACUGAAAAAGAGCCAGAGAGGCAGCAGCACUGAGAUUAGUGGAGUACCAGGUCUACGGACGAGGACAAGAGCGAGGCCGAGCAGAAGCCAUACUGCAUGGGCAGCAGCGAAUGAGGAGAUCACAACCGACGAUGCAGCUGAUGAGAUCAUGGAGAGGAUAGUACGUUCAGCUACGCAGACUCCGCGAGAUCGUGCACAACUACGUGAACGGAGGCGGUCACGUGCUAACCGUAAAUCAUUGAGAAGGACUUUGAAGAAUGAUCUGACUCCAGAAGAAGCACAAGCUCUUGGUUUGGAUAUCUCCGAGAUGCAGAUGUGAGGAUCCACACAUCGUUGCCAUAUCAAGUGGACUGUUCGUGCAGCAACCUUUUUAAUGGUUGUCUGUUUCAAAUGUGGAAUUUUACAUAGUAAGGAUUAGGGUUAAUUUACCAAUUUAGUCAUGGAUAGUAGGGGCAGUGGUAGCUCAGUGGUUAAGGUACUGGAAUAGUAAUCAGAAAGUGGCCGGGUUCAAACCCCAGCACUGCCAAGUUGCCACGAUUGGGCCCUUUAGCAAGCUUUGGAUAAAAGCACCUGCUAAAUGCUGCAAAUGAACAGCAAGGGGAACCUUUGUGGACCAAAUCAGGGACAUCUGGAGUUUGGUAACAGUUGGCCUCUCUUGUCUUCUGUGGCUGUUGGCAGGCUACGCUAUCACGGCUCAGAAAUAAAGAAUCUUGGCCAUUUUGGAUCAACUGUGUAUCAAUGUGACCCUAACCCUAAUCCUAACCCUAGACUCCGUUUUGGUCAACACGACCGAACAGAUUUGCUGUUGGUUGCUGAUUAAACAUCAUGGGGCAAAGUCAACAGUUUCUGCACUGCACUACAGCGACUGUGUGGUGAGAACAUGAACAUCCAAAACCAGAGUUCCAAAAAUAAGAUGAGUCUAAGACAACAUCUAUGGCCAAAACUAUGUGAACACCCCUUCUAAUAAUUAAGUUAAGUUGUUUCUGCUAUGUCCAUUGCUAACAGGUGUCUAAAAUUUAUAUAAGAGAUUACGGGGAUUUAUCAUGAUUAUGCCCCUGAAAGCAAGCUCUAUAAAGACGUGGCUUCACUAGUUGUGCUCAAAGGAGCUCCAGUUGCUCUACAAGGAUCCCUGGUCUCAACCCAACUCAACACUGUUGGGAUAAUUCUUCAGACUGUGAGCCAGGCAUUCUCUUCCCUUCCAACAUCACAUCAGUGCCUGACCUCACUGACUCUACGGCUCCCCAGAAGAUUGGAUGAUGUUAAAGCUACGUACACAUAAUUUUGGAAUGGGAUGUCCAACAAGGUCAUGCUCAGGUGUCCCACUAUACUUGUCCCUGUGGUGUAAAUAUGCUGGGAAAUGAAUAGCUCCUUCAGCUGGCUUGUUUAGACUAUGAGAAAUACCCACAUGAAAUUCAGACCUACAAGGUUUUCAGAUCUUUCCUGAGUGGAGCCACCGGAGCACAAAUAAUUUUCAUAGCAUUUGUUUUGAAAUGAGACAUCCAGCGAGCUCAUGGUCUGGCGUCCAUAUAGUGUGUGUAAAGGUCUGUAACCAUGAGCUUGUUGGACUUUGAAAGCAAAAUAAAGCCCCCCCCCCCCCCCCCCCCAACCCUACUUUGUGAAUGCUAAUGUAUGCCCAAUGCUAAUUAACCACAGUGUUAUGAUGUAGUGGCGAAUGUGUAUGAAUGUGAAUUGGAACACAGCCUAUUCUUUUAUGAGUUGCACCAUUACUGAACAGAAUCCGAUAAUAACAGCAGUUUAUUUGUACUAACACACCGUUAAUCAAUUUAUAUUUAUUAUAAAUGAUAACGUUUUUGCACAUGAAUAUAAUCUAAUUUAUUUCCUUUUAUUUAUUGUCAUUUGUUUUUUACAGUUCUGCUCACAUUAUUAGGAACACUGAGUGAACACGUCCUUUACAGAGAACAAACGUUUAUACAUACUGGGGUACUCUGGUAAAAUACACUAGGCCACUACUGCUGAGAUCUGGGGAUCUAAAGCAGCGGUCCCCAACCACCGGGCCACGAACCGGUACCGGUCCAUGGGUCAUUUAAUACAGGGUCGCACAGAAAGAAUAAAUAAUUAGAGAUCGUUACAUCAGCAAUGAAAACACCGCUUUUUCAUGGGUGUUAUUGUCUCCAAUCACCACUAGGUGGGAGCAGCGUCUCGUUGCAGCGAAAAAAACUAAUUUGUGAGUAGUACAGUUAUUCUAUUUUAAAUCCCCCAGCCCCGCUGGUCCGUGAAAUUAAAUCUUAAAUAAAACUGGUCCGGGGUUCCAAAAAGGUUCUAGAGUUCAGAAUCUCAGAGGUGCUACCAGCUGGUCGGGUUGACCAUUGCAUUGACAGACAUGAUUGGCUAAUGUCAGUGGGGUAAGGUGGGUGGCUGAACUAGCCUAGCCAUUAGGAGGCACACAUGUCAGUGCACUCUCAGUGCCAAUAUAGGAGAUAGGAAUAGAAUAGAAAGCUUUUAUUCAUCAUAUAUACAUAUACAGAUAUACAGUACAACUACAUUCUUUCUUUGCAUAUCCCAGCUAGUUUGGAAGCUGGGGUCAGGGCGCAGGGUCAGCCAUUGUUCAGCGCCCUCUGGAGCAGACAGAGUUAAGGGCCUUGCUCAAGGGCCCAAAAGUGGCUGCAUAGCAGAUCUAGGAUUCGAACUCUCAGUUUUUCAGUUGACAGCCCAAAGCACUACCCACUACAUUACCACUGUCCCAAGGGAAGGGAGGGUUGCAUCAGGAAGGGCGUCCGGCGUACAGAAUGUGCCGACUGUGUGGCGACGCCUAAAUACAGGAGCGGCCGAAAUUCAGGACAAUGAAUUUAACAUACUGAAAAAAUGAGAAGGAAACAUGAAGUGCAAAAGUUAUGGCAUGUUUUGUUUUCAUAUUUAAAUGUGAAUAUAUAAAAAUAAAUUGUGUACCAACAAAUAUAUGUAAAAAAAAAUAAUGAUUUACCUUUGUUCUCUGUAGACGUCAUCACUCAUUUUCGCCUAAAAGCAGGACAUUAAAACGAAGUGCACAAACGUUCGCAUAUGAUUGUACAUAUAAACAAAGAAUAUAAUGUAUAAAAUAAACACUUUUAUGAGCUAUUUUAAGUUUUUAUCCCAAAAAUAUAUUGAAUAGGAAUAAGAGAGACUGCAGGAUUGUUGUGAUGUCAUAAUGUGUGUAAGUGCUGGUCUUGGGUGUGAGACUUAUAAAAAAGAGAAAAAGUGCAUGAUCACGAACAACUUGACGUGAUUUAUAUGAAAUACACCAAAGAAUUUGUAUUUAUGAACAAAAUGUUGAGUGUGUUCAGUGUUGCCAACUCCUCAGUAAGGAAAGUAACUAUUGGCUGUCCUAAAAGUCGCUAGAAGUCGCUAAAUGACGUCAUUGCCUAAUUUGCAUAUGAUCCAUUUGCAGUUGACGCUGUAGAAGAGGAAUAACAUCGUGGGAAAGACAAAAAGUGGGUAAAAAAAACACCCUAAAUAUGUUUAGAACUACAAAUGAACUUUCUUCUGUUAAUUCGUGGUUUGUUUUUGUUUUUUAAGAAAAAACUGAGCUACUCUGGGCAGGGUUGCCAGAUUGCGACAGUAAUUUUCAGCCAAAAUGCAUGAAAAAACGCCCAAAACACAGGAUAAGCAGAUGGUGUUUAGCAUUUCACAAAUAAUAAACCAGUUAAACCAUCAUGACCUACAAAUUAAUAUCUUAACAUGUACAGAUCAGUAAUUAUACAUUAUAAAGGACAAUUUGCUUGCAUGUCUUUAAAGUAGCCUGCCAAGUUUGUAAAAUGCAUGAUUUGUUAGGACACACAACCCUUUGCAUGUAAAUAAAAAUAAACUUGCAAGCAAUGAAAGUUUAACCUCUCGUACAUACGAGACUUCAUAUUCAACUCACAUCACUUGUCUAACAUAUGAAUCAGUGUAUUUAUGGGCGUGGCAACAGUGUCUUGGACUGGAAAUAAUAACCUGUCAAUCAAACUUUUGACAACGGGUUGGAUGUGGUGGGAGAAGGUAGACCUGUUUAUAUUCCACCUGCUUUAGCAAUAGCUUUUUUUAUUUAUAUUUUAAGCUGCCAAAAUAAUUACAAACCAGCACAAAUUUUGUCCACCUGCCAAAGUGUGUUUUUCCCUGCCAAUUUCCAACAAAAUCCGCUCAUUUUGGUUGAAACCCGCCCAAUCUGGCAAUACUGACCACCCGUGAGUGCUUUGGGACGGUGGAGGGACUCACGGCAGGACCCGCUGCUCGUUGAGGACAGUAACUGCAGAACAAUAUGUGUUUUCACGUUCGAGUCUCCAAAAGUCUCCAAUAACACCAGAAAAAGUCGCUAGAUUUGUCGCUAGUCGCUUUUUUGAAAAAAAGUCGCUAGAGGGGUCUGAAAAGUCGCUAAAUAUAGCAACAAAGUCGCUAAGUUGGCAACACUGAGUGUGUUCAGGUUUUGACUGAUGGAUGUUUGCAGUGUUGCACUUGCUAAUAAAUAAAACAAAUAAAUUGUA
Messenger RNA from Trichomycterus rosablanca, 8592 nucleotides. Its product is annotated as FH1/FH2 domain-containing protein 3-like. The transcript has 27 exons. The record is from RefSeq and is a predicted model, not a curated record. NCBI's taxonomy places the organism in Eukaryota, Metazoa, Chordata, Actinopteri, Siluriformes, Trichomycteridae. Gene Ontology annotation, cellular component: cytoplasm; cytoskeleton. Gene Ontology annotation, biological process: sarcomere organization; cortical actin cytoskeleton organization; cardiac myofibril assembly. The coding region runs from base 129 to 4454 and encodes 1441 amino acids. Gene Ontology annotation, molecular function: actin filament binding.